AUGACAUACCCGCAGCUUCUCUUGUGCUUUCUGCUUGGGCCCGACUUCCAGCGCAACCAUGGACAUGCACUUUGGGAACGCUGCAGUCACGCGACUGGGAUACUUGCGCCCGAGCUCUUGGUGGUGUCCCUCGCUGUCUUCGCAGGACUUGCGUUAUGGAUCGCAGUCGCAAGCAAAAGCGGCCACUUCUCAAAAUCGGCGUUAUCGCCAUACCUACAGUUCGCGUACAACAACUUCAUCAAACCUCACAAUGCAAAAGCCGGUGAUGGGCAGCAGUCUGCGCUGGAGAGCUUUUAUGCAAGACAGGCCGGUAUCUAUGACACCACUCGAAAACGGCUCCUGUGUGGGCGCGAAGAUCUGCUUGCUAUGGUAGCCGCACAACUGCACUCUCGGUCCACGAAGCAGCCAUCCGAGAUUGUCCGCAAGCCGAUAUGGUACGAUAUUGGUGGUGGCACAGGUUAUAACAUAGAGGCCAUGGACAAGAUCGUUGGCAUUGAGAACACGUUUCAGCAGGUAUUUCUGGUCGACUAUUCGCCGUCUCUAUGCGCAGUUGCGCAGGAGAGGGUUGCCAGAUGCGGCUGGAAGAACGUGACGAUCAUCUGCGAUGAUGCUCGACGAGUACAGUGCCCACCUGGAUCUGCGGACCUAGUAACAAUGAGCUACAGCUUGUCCAUGAUUCCUGAUUUCUACAGCGUGGUCGAUCUAUUGACCGGCUUUCUCUCACCAGAUGGCAUCAUUGGAAUAGUGGAUUUCUAUGUUCAGAGCCUUGUCGACGUUUCGUCAAGGACGUACAUUGGAGGCACUUUCAAUCGGCAUGUCAACUGGUUCGGACGUAUGUUUUGGAGAACCUGGUUCGAAGCAGAUCGGGUGAACCUCGAUGCUGGCAGAAGAGAUUACGUCGAAUACCGCUUCGGCACCAUUCUUUCUUGCAGCGAACGGAACUAUAUGCUGGGAGGGAUUCCAUACUACAAAUUUGUCGGUUGCAGACGCGAUGCAGACACCUCAGCACGCUUGGUGGAGCUCGAGGACGCCGUACUGACGGAGUCACCAUACCUGUCGGCCAAUGAAUAUCGGAAGCAACAAAAUCUGCAAGAAAAUGUACAGGUCAUUCACUCGAAAUCGUACGAGUCGGCGAUCGUCAAUCUUAGCUCGAACUUGCCUCUGCCGUCGGCAUUCUACCAGCAGCAUGCGUGGCGCAUCAGCUAUAACGAGCUACUUGAGAAGCACCAGCAGUUCCGAAAUGAGUAUAUCUAUGCUUUCAAUUGGGAAGACCCGGCCGUUGAUCGACAGCUUCUCAACAUCAAGUCGUCGGAUGUUAUCCUAACAAUCACCUCUGCCGGUGACAACAUCCUUGACUAUCUGCUCGAGAGCCCCAGGAGGAUUCAUGCAGUAGAUCUCAACCCGAACCAAAAUCACUUAUUGGAGCUCAAAGUCGCGGCGUUCUCGUGCCUCCCGUACAACGAUAUUUGGCUACUCUUCGGCGAAGGUCGACAUCCGGAUUUCAGAUCGCUUCUUCUCUCGAAGCUCUCGCCGCACCUUUCGUCCCCAGCAUUCCAAUACUGGCUCGAAAACGCGUAUGUGUACUCAUCUAAGCAUGGGUUGUAUGAAUCUGGAGGCAGUCGUCACGCGAUUCAGUUAAUCCGUCGACUAUUCCGACUCUUCAACAUGUCCUCCAAAGUGCAGACGAUCUGUUCAGUGGAAACACUCAACGAGCAGCGAGAGCUGUGGCCGCAGAUCCGCGAUGUACUCCUAUCCUGGCCGCUUCACAAGCUCGUCGUCAGCUCCGAAUGGUGGGCAUGGCGAGCCGCUGGUGUGCCCAAGGAACAGAGAGAUCUCAUCUUGGACGAUUUCAGCGAGAAGACUGGUCGUCCGAAGAGUAAGAAAGAUUGUGGCGAAGCUAUUUGGCAAUACAUGGUUGACACCCUCGAUCCGGUGAUUGAGAAGACACAACUGAGCAGAGAGAACUACUUCUACUACGUCUGCCUGCAAGGGAGGUAUUCGAAGAAAUGUCGACCACGAUAUUUGGACCAGAAGUGUUAUUCGAAGUUGUCCAGACGCGGCACGUUUGACGGCCUCAGAAUCCACACUGACGAGCUGAUGGAGGUGAUCUCCCGAAUCACUCCUUCGACCCUGACCAUUGCUAUUUUGAUGGAUUCGAUGGACUGGUUCGAUCCGUCAGACGCCUCCGGUGCUGCCAAGGCUCAGGUCCUCGCGCUCAAUAAAGUGCUCAAGACCGGCGGGCGAGUCUUCUUCCGCUCUGCUGCGCGAAGACCGUGGUAUACUGACUUGUUCGCUGCCAAUGGAUUCGACCCCAAACGUGUGGGACUACGAGAGAAUGGGAAAUGCAUCGAUCGCGUCAAUAUGUAUGCAUCCACCUGGAUCUGCACGAAAGUCUCGGGCGCUGCUCCAGGUAGCCCUGACACCAUCAUUGCUAGUGGACCGGCAGCCAGCCUGGACGAGAUAGAGAUUUGA
Messenger RNA from Cyphellophora attinorum, 2472 nucleotides. RefSeq lists its product as uncharacterized. Bases 1 to 2472 code for a protein of 823 amino acids. The record is from RefSeq and is a predicted model, not a curated record. The transcript is spliced from 5 exons. NCBI's taxonomy places the organism in Eukaryota, Fungi, Ascomycota, Eurotiomycetes, Chaetothyriales, Cyphellophoraceae.